AUGCUGUAUGUUCUGCCUAGCAACAGUCCCCAAAGUGACGCAACUGGAGCCCUACCCGUCAUACUGCACACAGCAGUGGGGUUCAGGGAAGGCCACAGUCGAAGUCUGUUGCCAAGAGGUGAAGCCAUUAAGACCAAGCAAUUCGGCUUCCAGACUGAGCUGCAGACACAAAGUGGGACUGACAAACAGCUGCUUGAGGAGAGCACAGGCUCAAGCAUUGCUGCACUGACAAACCUGUCUCUGUCAGACUGCAGGCACAGUGAAAAAAACCAUCUUGUCCAGACUUGUGUCUGUUUACAUCCAGGUAAAUAUUAUCCAGGUGAGAAACCUCGAGACGUUAUCGCCACAAGGGGCUGCGGGCCGUGUCCGUGGAAGCGAAGGGGAGCGGGCACACACAGCCAGCAGCUGGUGAAUCGUGCGCAGGUGCCGGAACCGCGCACCUGCGCCGGGGAGCUGAGCACCUUCAGACGGGGCAGGGCCUAGCCCGGUCGGAGCUUCCACCACUUUAGAGAAGUGCCGGCGGGGCGGAGGCGAGAGGACGAGACGGAGUUCACCGCGCCAGCGGUACCCCGGGGCGGCCCGGCCCGGCCCCCCGGCCCCAGCGCCGGCGGAGCGGGGCCGCGCCGGGCCAUGGCGGAGCGGGGCUGCCCCCGUGCCGCGCGGGGGGAACGUGCCGGGGCGGGCAGGCGCGCCAUACCCGCACCAGAGGCAGAGGGGCCGCGGGGAAGCCGCACCGUGCCGGGGUCGCUGGAGCGCCGCCACUGCCUGUACCUGCACACAGGCCGGGGUGAGCGCGGCCGGCGGGAGCCGCUCCCUCUGUCCUGCGGAGCGCAGCGGCUGGCCCGGCUCCCUCCCGCGCUCCUCUGCGGCCGCAGACUCACCUCGGCCUCCCCUCCAGCCUUCUGCCAGAUGGUGGAGGUCCUGCUCGCCGUCCUGAUCCUGGUCUGCAGCUCCGUGUCCUGUGGCUCGGCGGGAGGAUACACCGGCCUCCCCGCCCUGGGGGGCAUCUACUACUACCAGUACGGCGGGGCCUACAGCGGCUUCGGCGGAGCGGAGGGGGAGCGAGCCCAGCAGCUUGACCAACGUUUCUACCUACUGAAGCUGCCCAUUGCAAGGGCAGCGAUGGUCGUGGGAGGGUGUCUCCUGGUCUUCCCUUGUGUUCUAAUUUUGGUUAGUGUUCUGCAGGUCCCGUGGCACUUCCCAGCAUGGCUGCUAAUUGAAUGCACCUUGUACGUAGUGAUUGCAGUUAGCACAGUGCCUGCUCUGUACUAUUUCCUCCAUUCUCUGCUGAGCGUUUAUAAUUCAUCAGUGUGCAAAGAGAGAGAGCAGCUUUAUCAAAGCAAAGGCUAUCAGGGCUUCUGGUGCAGCUUGCAUGGGGCAGAGAUUGCUGCUGGCCUAUUGGGCUGCAUGGCUGCCAUGGCAUACCUGCUCAGUGCAGGCCUAGCUGUCAGAGAUUACAGGACAGUUCAUGAACAGAAACAGAAGCCACUGCAAUUAUAAUAACUUUCAAAUGAUUCCUCCACUCCAGUCUUGAUUUUUGCCAGUUUUACUGAGAUGAAGCAGUAUGCUUUCCUUUCUUCUGUAGCCUUAAUGCUACAGAACACUCACCAAGCUAGCAUAGCUCUAAAUAUGGUAGAGUCAGGUUAUUCCUAACUUGAAUUUGCAUUAUUGAGUUAUUAGUGGCUCAAAGCUGAUGCAAUGGAUUGUCUCUGCUUCACAGGCAGCCCUUCCAUCCCACUCUCAGGUGUCCUCCAGUGAGGCCUUGCUACAAGUACUGCCACUACAUGCUUUUGUCAAUGAACAGCUUUUUGUAGCUGAAAAGCAGCUUUUUGUAGCUGUCUUUACAAAAGGCACGUGACUCUGCUGACAAAAGAGCUCUUAAAAACAAGUGACUGAGGCCCAUGGUUGUGACGAUUAAGCAUUGCUUCCUUGUAGGUCUCUUGGAAUUAACAGACCAGUGUGAACGUCACAUUUACAAAGCCAUGAAAAUAUCUUGAAAAAAACCUCUCAAACUCAGUCAAACUUGUGAGAAAAUGCCUUUUCAAACUCCUGGAGAGGGUGCAUUUAUGUAUGAAAUGGUCUUUUUAUAUGACUUUUGUAUACAAGAGUUUUGCUUAAAAAGAUGUCCUGGAUUGGGAUAGUCAGACAAAAGCUUUAUGAGAUCAAAUGGGUGAUUGAAUAUAGAAGUAUAUUGUUUUCAAAAUACAUUUUCAAUGUACAAGUUGGAGAAAUGAGAUGCUGCUCUUAAUUUUUUUUUUUUUUAGAAAAACUUAUAGGAAAUUUAACUGGGAAAAGUAGCACUAGAAUCACCAACUCAUGUCUUAAAAUAAAAUGCCACUUCAGAGCAG
Molecule: messenger RNA, 2348 nt
Organism: Agelaius phoeniceus (red-winged blackbird)
Lineage: Eukaryota; Metazoa; Chordata; Aves; Passeriformes; Icteridae
Source: RefSeq, a predicted model, not a curated record